Messenger RNA from Impatiens glandulifera, 1003 nucleotides. RefSeq names its product polygalacturonase inhibitor-like. NCBI's taxonomy places the organism in Eukaryota, Viridiplantae, Streptophyta, Magnoliopsida, Ericales, Balsaminaceae. The transcript has 2 exons. The coding region runs from base 18 to 833 and encodes 271 amino acids. The record is from RefSeq and is a predicted model, not a curated record. Gene Ontology annotation, molecular function: protein binding.
UCUAAACACAACAAAAAAUGAAAAUCCCAACUCCACUUGUUCUCAUCCUUCUCCUCUGUCUCCAAUCUGCUUCAGCAAUCUCCGGCGCCGCCGUUCGCUGCAGCCCACAGGACAAGAAAGUUCUUCUUCAGAUCAAGAAAGACCUUGGAAAUCCAUACCACUUAUCUUCAUGGAAUACCGAAAUCCAAAAAGAUUGUUCUGACUGGUAUUCUCUAGACUGUGAUCUCAAAACCAACCGUGUAAUCGCCCUCACCAUUUUCCAAAGCAAUCUCUCCGGCCAAAUCCCUCCCUCCGUUGGUGACCUUUCCUACCUUCAGCAAAUCGUCUUCCACAAACUACCAAAUCUCGUCGGUACCAUUCCCCAAACCAUUACCAAACUCACCCACCUUAGACGGCUCGACGUCAGCUGGACCAAUAUCUCCGGUCCAAUCCCCGAUUUCAUUAGCCAGCUUAACAAUCUCAAUACCCUCGAUUUAUCUUUUAAUUAUCUAACCGGUAACAUCCCUUCUUCCUUAUCGGAACUGGCAAAUCUAAACUAUCUCAACCUCCACGGGAACAAACUCACAGGCUCCAUCCCUGAUUCCUUCGGGAAAUUCAAAAGAAAUCCUAACUUAUAUCUAAUUUUUGCCUUAACUUCGCUAGACAUUAAUCACAACAAUAUCUACGGGAGCCUCCCCCAAGGGCUAACGUUCUUGAACCUUCAAUUUCUAAAUGUAAGCUACAAUCGUCUCUGCGGUCAGAUUCCGGUAGGAGGACAGUUGCAGAGCUUUGAAACGACGGUUUAUUUCCAUAACCGUUGCUUGUGUGGGGCUCCAUUGCCGGCAUGCAAGUAGCUCGAUUGGAUUUGGAUUAAUAAAAGAAGAAAAGAGAUUGAAUCUUGUUGUUGGUCUGUUCAUUAUUAAUAUUAAGACUGUAAUAGAAAAGAAACGUAAAGUUUCCAUCUCAUGGGAAACCAUUUUAAAGAUCGUUUGUUUAAUUAAUCUAAGAGCAGCAGAUUUGCUUU